UGAUUUUGCGUACUUCCAAGCUUCUGAAACGCCUUCUUCGUCACCGUUUCCGUCGCCCCCCGGUGACCAGUAUACGCCCGAACCCGAACGAUCCGUUCGCCCAUAUGUGUCCGUUUAAUUCUACCGAUUUCUUUAAGCCAAUCCGAUCCAUUCAUCUUGCAAUUUUCUCCUACACUAGCCUGGCCGCCCGUAUUCUGUGUGUGUUCUCAGUGGUUCUAAGUACUGUGCGUAGCAGUGUAUUCACGUGAACAACCCAUCGUGAAGCAAGCCCCCGAUGAAGUAGGUAGAACGCCAUGGUGCGGGUAGCCGUUAUCGGCUGCGGUGGACUCGGCGCGAACGUAGCUGGAGAGCUGGCAUUCCACGGACACGAGGUGCGUACGUAUGACUCGUCUAGCGUGGCCCUCGACCGACUGCAGCCUCGGCUAGCGGAAGAUCGCAAGGCCCUCAGAGAGUGCGGCAUCCUCGCUCAGCCAGCUUUCGUCGGAGCUGUCUUCUGCAUGAGUCGCCUUCAAGAAGCAUUGAAAGGAGCGGAAAUUGUGGUGGAGUGCAUCAACGAUGACGUGGGAGCGAAAGCGGAGCUCAUGGAGGUUGUGUCCCGCAAUUGCAGCCCAAACAGCGUCUUGGCUUCUAGCAGCUUGCGUGUCGACGUUGAAGCUAUCUUUGAGCGCGCUGUGUAUCCCGAACGUUGCCUCGGCAUGCGUUUCCUUUUCCCAGUCUAUGCCAUUCCUGAGGUGGAGUUACAACUGUGUGCGGCCACCUCAACUGCAACUCUCAACCGUGUGCGUGUCUUCUUGGAACGAAUGGGUAAGACCUGUUUUCUUCGUGCUGGUCCGGAGCCUCUUAUUCUGACCGACGUGGAGAGAGAAGCUCGGCGGACCAGGGCGCUUCAAUCAACGUCGCGCUCACGAAGGUUUCCCGUCGUUCCGCGCUGCACCCUACCGGACUUACCGAAUCAGGACACUUUAUGCCGGACACUGACGGCUGAACUUGAAGCAUCUGGAGGGGGAGCAUCGAGCAGUGCUGGAGGCAUUGGACGCGAGAGAGACUGCGUCGUUUGCAUGGACGAAGAGCGCAACUGUGUUCUGCACCCGUGUCACCACCUGUGCACGUGCGCUCAGUGUGGACGGAUGCUGUUGAAGCGUCAGGACGCCUGUCCCGUUUGUCGAAGGCACAUUGCUUCCAUCUUCCGUGUCUUUCACUCGUGAUGCGCAGAAUCUUUGACAUUCCGCCGAUAGGCCUAUAACUGUCUCACAGAAUUCCUCACAAGCAAUGUGAACUCUAAAGGGGCGCUAAAGCUCUCUUUCUCAAGACAAUGGAAGGCUGGCUCUCAUUGGUCUACUCAAACGAUAUCCCGCGAUGACUGGGCAAAUCAUUUGGAGAUAUACCACUUAUUUAUAGUGCCCUGUGAAGUCGGCCCAGGACGCAGGAACCCUGUUGGGAUUUGAGACUUGAUGACGGCCCGUGCUUUCAUAAGUAGUCUACGACAGCUAUACGACUGUUUGGUGGAGGAAGGCAGGCGGCGUUGCAGAGCGGAGAAGAGCUCUGGAGGAGGCAUAGAAAUCUGGGGAAUAUGGGCGCCAAGAGCUGGGCUUUGCCUUGCAAGUCAAUAAAUCUUGUUGCAUUCCAGA
Ornithodoros turicata is the source of this 1628-nucleotide messenger RNA. Its product is annotated as probable 3-hydroxybutyryl-CoA dehydrogenase. The transcript has 5 exons. Gene Ontology annotation, molecular function: oxidoreductase activity; NAD+ binding. Gene Ontology annotation, biological process: fatty acid metabolic process. The record is from RefSeq and is a predicted model, not a curated record. The coding region runs from base 294 to 1205 and encodes 303 amino acids. NCBI's taxonomy places the organism in Eukaryota, Metazoa, Arthropoda, Arachnida, Ixodida, Argasidae.